AAAUAUAAAGAGGUAUAUAUUUGUUAAUGGUAGCGUUGCCAUUUCACUCUCUCUAAAGGUCAUACACCUAACAGAGGAAGAAGCCUCCCUUCUUCUCUAGGGUUUUCUUUCUUUCUUUCUUUCUUUCUUGGCCUUUACUUCAAUCCAAGAGACCAGAAGAGAAGAGGAAGAGUUCCAUUCGGUUUUGUAAUGGCUCUCUAUUCUCUCUUCAGAUCCGCGCCUUCCGCCGCCGCCGCCGCCGCUACUGUGGUGGAUUCUUCUCGUCCUUCUGAUCGAUGCAAGGUGUCUUGCAUUGGUUUCAAUAGCAAUGCGGACUCACUGAAGGUUCAGACCACCAUAUUUGGUACUCCUUGUAUUGGAAAUUCAUCUUCCUUACAGAAAUGCUGUGUCAGGAGUCUCCAGCCCAUCAAAGCCACAGCCACAGAAUUGCCUCCUACAGUUCAAAAGUAA
Messenger RNA from Vitis riparia (riverbank grape), 450 nucleotides. Its product is annotated as glyceraldehyde-3-phosphate dehydrogenase GAPCP1, chloroplastic-like. The record is from RefSeq and is a predicted model, not a curated record. Lineage: Eukaryota; Viridiplantae; Streptophyta; Magnoliopsida; Vitales; Vitaceae. The transcript has 3 exons. The coding region runs from base 190 to 450 and encodes 86 amino acids.